Pecten maximus is the source of this 6658-nucleotide messenger RNA. RefSeq names its product probable zinc transporter protein DDB_G0269332. Bases 1144 to 2298 code for a protein of 384 amino acids. The record is from RefSeq and is a predicted model, not a curated record. Gene Ontology annotation, molecular function: protein binding. The transcript has 2 exons. NCBI's taxonomy places the organism in Eukaryota, Metazoa, Mollusca, Bivalvia, Pectinida, Pectinidae.
GCCGUCACUCAUCAGUAGCUAGUGGACUAAUCUGAUUUGAAAACUGUGAUCACACCAACAGAUCAACAAACAGCAGACUUAGUGCAAAAUAAUCCUAUUAGCUUUAGACAAGGACAGUGAGCAUCUGUCCAGGGCUGGCCAGGUGUCUGUGGAGCUUCCCACUACAGGAAUGUCCAGCUGUGGGGGAUGGUACAUACUCAUGAUACUCUCAACUAAUUGGAGAUUUACUGGGGUGAUAGCCUAACACCAAGUGCUAUAGGGUAUAGACAGCCUACAAACUUCCCCCAUCACUAGAUGUUGAUGAUGAUAUUGAUAUUUUACUCCCACUGCCUCAGCUUCCAUUAUUACAGUUCAUUGUUGUGGAAAAUUUUGUGAGAAUUAUGUUCCCGUUUGUUCUCAUCAAUAUCAAAUAGGCCUCGUCUGUGGUGUAUCCCGACUGAAGCAUGGUACUCAGAUACGGAGGUGUCGAGGAUUUACACUGAAGUGUCCAGCGUGUACUCAGUUUUAACUGGGUUAUCAAUAGUACACAAGUCAUACUCAUCUAUAAAGUACCAAGGUUUAACUCAGGAGUAGAGUCGUCUUAUACCAAGAACUAACUCUAGAGUGGCUAUACUCUCUCACCAAGGAUUAAGAAAGAGCAGAAUAUUGAAAUUUGUUUACUGAGGAUUAAGCACACGUUUACCAAGGAAUAAGAAUACUUGUUAACGCGGAUAAGAAUACUUGUUUACCAAGGAUUAAGGAUACUUGUCUACUGAGGAUAAAGAAUACUUGUUUGCCGAGGAUUAAGGAUACUUGUUUGCCGAGGAUUAAGAAUACUUGUUUACAGUGGAACAAAGCUGGAUUAUCGUUAACAAAGGUGAUGAGAAAAAAGGAUUAACGCUCCGUGAGGGAUGAAUUCUUAAAUAUUGGUAGUUCCUGGUUCCAGUACACAGCUCAAGUGGCGUGGUUCCAUCAGUGGUCAAGUGGCGUGGUUCAGGUAGUUCCUGGUUCCAGUACACAGCUCAGAGCCGUCGGUACAAUGAGGAAUCCAUUGAUGUCUCGGCUGACAUUUCAGCUCCUGGAUUAAUAUUUGAUUGACCAAUAUUGAGUUUAGAGUUGUGUCCGACAUCUCUACACCCUGUGACAAGGUUUCGCCUGAUUGAGAUGAUUCCAGACCAUUUAACAAUGGAAUCCAGUCAGGCCCCAUCGUACAUGGAAACUGUUCAAGUGACAUCAUCGACUACUUCUAGCAUCCACGUGGCAUGGGAGGUCAACCAUGACACAAGCUCUCAUGUGGAAGGAUUCCGCGUCCACUAUCAGAAAGUGGCCAGCACCUACGUACAGUAUGGGCCAAUGCUUUCAGCAUCUAUUGGACAAUACAGUAUUCAGAAUCUUGUGGCAGACACCUACUACAAAGUGUGUCUUGUGAUGUACCGUAAUGACACUCAGCCCAUUCGCGAGUGUGUGGAUGCAUCCACAACUAACUGGCAUAUCCCGGUGUCCAUCGGCAGCAGUAUCGGUGCCAUCCUAGCUCUGUCUAUGAUCGUUCUUGUGGUCCUUGUGUCUAGAUGUCCAUCAGUGGUCAAGUGGCGUGGUAAACAGUACAAAAAAUCACAGAAAUAUGACAGCAUGUCAUCACAUUACCAUGACGACCAUUUUGAAUUUAGUGACACAGCAACACACGGACACGAGGAUGAAUUUGUGUCGGAGUUUGAUCCGUGUAAUGAAUAUUCCUUUGAAAAUGCUCAUAACAACUCUCAUUCAAAGGAACAUCGAAGCACAGAUAAAAUGUGUAACGGGAACAGAAAUCAUGUUUCCAGUAUAUCUCACUCCCAGGCCACCAAAUACAUGGGGGCCCGGCCCAAGGUCUACAUCCCCAGUCACUACCCACACCAUUCCUACCAUGGGCACCAAACCAACUCCAGCCUUGCACAUUCCAUCGAACGUCAGCAGAGCCUUGACCUGGGUCAAAGGGAAGACCUCAAUCAUAACCACCAUCACAGCUCUGGAGUGCAUCACCACCACCAUCACCACCACCACCAUAAUUCCGGAGCACACCAUCAUCACAGCUCCGGAGUGACGCUCACAAGUCCGGUGCAAUCCUAUGGGCCCGCUGAACUGGAGUCUAAUUCGGCGUAUAUUCGCCCAGAUGAAGGUCCUGAGGAGAUUGUGUACAGUGAGGCCCGUGCCUCCAGCCCACCUAAUGCAAUACUGCAAAGCGCAACAGACUAUGAAAUGAAAGAGAUCAAAAAGUCGUGUUCUCAAGAAAACUGUGUGGCCGCAGGGAUCAUAGAUCACCAGGAGGAGCACACACUAUAGACAAAACUGUAUCUCAAUGUUACAGGAACCUACACAGCAGAUAUGUAGGAACUUUGAAUUCCAAUAAGCUCAUUAUCAUUUACAUGUGACACUGGAAAAUUGCAUUAUUCAGAAUAUGGGAUAUAUAGCUAUAGCCUUAUUUAUUUAUAGAUAUCACUCUCAUUGAAAUAGUAGUUUAUAUAUAUACAUAUAUAUUUUUUUCAAAUAUAGCAGUUCUACACAAUAUAUGGGCAAAAUAGAUAUCAUAUUAUUGGAUCUGGACAGAGUAUAGGUACAGUACAUGUACCAUAAAGAUAUAUGGACAAAGUAGGUGUCACACAAGACAUGGACAGAUAAGCAAGUACCACACAAUUAAAACAUAAACUAUGUAUACUAAGGCACCAAACAAGAUAUGGACAAUGUAGGUUCCACACAAGACAUGGGUAAAGCAGCUACCACAAAAGAUAUGGACAGAGUAUAGGUAUCACACAAGAUAUGGACAUCAAUAAUUACAAAAUAGGUACCACACAAGAUAUGGACAAAGAAGGUUACCACACAAGAUAUAUGUCCAUUAUAGAUACUGAUAGUGUAGCUAUAGGUACAUCAGGCAUGCAAGAUAUGGACAAAGUAGGUGUUUGUAUCGCUCAAUAUAUGGACCAAAUAUGUUACCACACAAGAUAUGGAAAAAUGAUAGGUACCACAAAAAAUAUGGACAAAGUAGAUUACCACAUAAGACAUGGACAAUGAAGAUUACCACACAAGAUAUAGACAAAGUAGGUACCACACAAGAUAUGGACAAAGUAUACUAAUGUAUUGCAUCUGUAGAUUACAAAAGUUGCUGGUAAUUGCUACUUUGUGUGAUAAGUAAGGGCAAUACCCAAAUACAGUUUGCUGCACAUGUACAUGUACAUGGCCAGCACAUGACUAUUGCAGACAUGGACAGGCACACAUGUGCCCAGUUUCUACCAAAUACUGACUGAUAUGUAAAUUAUUUCUUACUUUUAUAAAUGGAAAAGUAUCUGUAAUAUUGUAAAAUGGUAAUGUAUAUUUCUCAACUUUGUAAAAAUGUUGUUUUAUGACUGUAUAGACAUUAGUGAGCACAAUUAUCAGAAACAAAUGGCUUUUAAUUAUCAAACCUUAAUCACAAACUAUCUUUUUACGUAAAUCAUUCAUGGUCAUACAAACUUAAAUUACACAUGCAUUUUUUUUUUUUUUUUCAGAUAUUCUCACAAAUCACAUUUUGAAAAUUUGAUCUUAAUUUUUGUGUGUAGUUUUUUAGCUUAUUUUAAUUGUCCUUGGACUUACCGGUAAUCAGAUUAUUUCAGGUUUUUAUUUCAGAACAUAUUGCUGCUAUGAAUUAUAUACAAAUACACACAUUUGAAAAUAUGAUUUGUGAGAAUGCAUGAGAACAAUUGUACAUGUCAUUGGGUCAAAAUCAAUUAGUAUUUUGUUAUAUAAUUAUUUAUGUGCUUAUUUCUUUGAGUAGUAUUGUGUUUAUCUGUUUACAAUUGGGUUGAUAUAUUUUCAAUUUGAGAAGUAAAUGGGAUAAAAAGAAAUAUGGAGGACAGAGCAUUGUAAAUGGAUUGGUAAAGUGGAUCUAUGAUUCGUGAUUCCCAUCUAUCAUAAAAUAUUGGAGACAAACGGAGGCUGAAGUACCCUGCAGUUAAAUGAUUUGGGUGCACUUUCAAUGUCGGAAAUCUGAAAAGUUAACUGAUACUGUCAGAUUAUUCUAUAAAUCUCUUAUAUGAUCCAAUUUUCAAUUUUUCUAUUCAAAAUGCCUUCAUAUUAACUAUCAAUAAUCACACUUCAGUCUUUGUGGAAUUUUCAAUGAAAGAAUAAGACGAUAUAAAAAAGGUGGUUUGUUGAUUGUCUACAGGACUUAAAACAUUAUAAUGCCUUUGACAAUAGAAUGACUGCACCUUUAUCUGCCUUUGACAAUAGAAUGACUGCACCUUUAUCAACACUAACUCGUUGUGUCCUUACUGACCUGCCAAUACAAGUCUUUUAAUCAGAAACUCAUGUUCCAGAAAAAUGAAAAUAAGGGAAAAAACAUCAUUUUAAUGCCGUAGGAAAUGUGACUUAUGAAGAUUAACUACAAAUAUUAUUAUAUAAUAAAUUAAAUACUGUAUAGUGUAAUACUAGAUGGUUUAAUCAGCAGACCAAAUCCCCCGCAUGUGAUAUUCAUCAUAAUAUACAAUCAGCUUAUUUUUUAACUGUUCACAACCCAUUCUGGCCACUACACAAAUUCAAUCACAGAAAUGAUAAAUAAGAUCUUUUUAUGUUCUUCAUGCCUAUACUUCCAGCACUAUAGCGUUUUUACUCACCUCCAAUUAGCUAGGAGACAUAUUGAACCCGGAGCUCACAAAGGUUCGUUAUAAUGAUCUGAAUGUAUUCAUUAUAUGUACAAGUGCUAAUCGGAAACAGUGAUGGAUAGGUCCACACCCGAUCACACAGAUACACCAUCUGCACCUUAUUGUAGGACUGUACUGACAAGAUCAAUACGCUCCAUAGUAAGACAUGGAACAACCCUAAUUAGCUCGGGCUAUAACGGGACAUGUUAAUUUUGUCUUUAUUAGUCUCCACAUUGAAUAAGAGUCCUUCUAUUGAAGACCACCAGUACAACGGUAGGUUUCUACCAGUCAGAGUGGAUUGAGUUUGUUCUACGUACAUGAUGGCUGACUCUAAAAACGAUGUUCUGCAUAAAAUACUACGUUCUACAUAUUGUGUUCAGAACAAAAUUACAAAUAUUUACCUUAACAUAAGAUUUUGAAAAACACUGCAAUUCUAAUUUUCAUCUUAAUUUUUUUUAAGUUUUCAAAAUAAAGGAUGUACUUAUAAAGUGAAAGGAAAAUUAUUAAUAAGCACUAUACUUGUGCUUGUAAGCUUUCUUAUAACACUGCAUACCUGAUGUAUGGUGUACAUGUAAGUAAUAUAUACAAAAUGUAGUCUAAAUAGUAUAUAUCUGACAUAGUCCCAGUCUAGAUAUAUACCUGACAUAGUCCCAGUCUAGAUAUAUACCUGACAUAGUCCAAGUCUAAUUAAUAAGUACUUGACGUAGUCUAAGUCUUAAUACUAUAUACCUGAUGUAGUCUAAGUCUUAAUACUAUAUACCUGAUGUAGUCUAAGUCUUAAUACUAUAUACCUGAUGUAAUCUAAGUCUUAAUACUUUAUACCUGAUGUAGUCAGAGUCUAAAUAAUAUAUACCUGACAUAGUCCAAGUCUAAAUAAUAUAUACCUGACAUAGUCCAAGUCUAAAUAAUAUAUACCUGACAUAGUCUGAGUCUAAUUAAUAUAUACCUGAUUUAGUCUAAGUCUAAAUAGUAUAUACCUGACGUAGUCCGAGUCUAAAUAAUAUAUACCUGACAUAGUCUGAGUCUAAUUAAUAAAUACCUGACAUAGUCCCAGUCUAAAUAAUAAAUACCUGACAUAGUCCCAGUCUAAAUAAUAAAUACCUGACAUAGUCUGAGUCUAAUUAAUAUAUACCUGACAUAGUCUAAGUCUUAAUACUAUAUACCUGAUGUAAUCUAAGUCUUAAUACUAUAUACCUGACAUAGUCCGAGUCUAAAUAGUAUAUACCUGACAUAGUCUGAGUCUAAAUAAUAUAUACCUGACAUAGUCUAAGUCUAAAUAGUAUAUACAUGUACCUGAUGUAGUCUAAGUCUUAAUACUAUAUACCUGACAUAGUCUGAGUCUAAUUAAUAUAUACCUGACAUAGUCCAAGUCUAAAUAAUAUAUACCUGACAUAGUCCAAGUCUAAAUAAUAUAUACCUGACAUAGUCUGAGUCUAAUUAAUAAAUACCUGACAUAGUCUGAGUCUAAUUAAUAAAUACCUGACAUAGUCUAAGUCUUAAUACUAUAUACCUGACGUAGUCUAAGUCUUAAUACUAUAUACCUGAUGUAAUCUAAGUCUUAAUACUAUAUACCUGAUGUAAUCUAAGUCUUAAUACUAUAUACCUGACAUAGUCUGAGUCUAAUUAAUAAAUACCUGACAUAGUCUGAGUCUAAUUAAUAAAUACCUGACAUAGUCCAAGUCUAAAUAAUAUAUACCUGACAUAGUCCCAGUCUAAAUAAUAUAUACCUGACAUAAUCCCAGUCUAAUUGAUAAAUACCUGACAUAGUCCCAGUCUAAAUAAUAUAUACCUGACAUAGUCCCAGUCUAAUUGAUAAAUACCUGACAUAGUCCCAGUCUAAAUAAUAUAUACCUGACGUAGUCCGAGUCAAAAUAAUAUAUAUUUAGUCUGAUCUUACAUGAUACAUAUAUCAAAUAAGGUGAGUUUUUUUUAUGUAAAUGUUAUUCAUGUCCAUGUUGAGUAGCAAAUGUCAUUCACCAGAGGAAUAUAUACAUGUACAGUAUAUAUAUAUACAUGUACAGUAUAUAUAU